ACCGCAAUGGCGAAAUGCAGCAAGAUCCGCAACAUCGUGUGGCUCCGGCAGACGCUGCGCCGGUGGCGGUCCCGCGCCGCUGCGCGGUCUUCGGCGGCGGUGGUGCCGGCUGGCCACGUGGCGGUGUGCGUGGGCGGCGCGUCGCGGCGGUUCGUGGUCCGCGCGGCGCACCUGAACCACCCGGUGUUCCGGGAGCUUCUGAGGCAGGCGGAGGAAGAGUACGGGUUCCCGACCGGCGCGGCGGGCCCCAUCGCGCUGCCCUGCUGCGACGAGGGCCUCUUCGAGCACGUCCUCCGCCACCUCUCCUCGUCCUCCCCGUCGGCGCGGUUCGUGACGCUCGAGGAGCUCAAGAGCGGCGGCGGCGUCUCGUGCUGCUGCGCCGCCGCCGGCGACGCGCUCCCGCUGCUCCGCGGCAUCUCCUCGGACAAGUUCGUGUGGUGA
Messenger RNA from Lolium rigidum, 441 nucleotides. RefSeq names its product indole-3-acetic acid-induced protein ARG7-like. The transcript has a single exon. The record is from RefSeq and is a predicted model, not a curated record. Gene Ontology annotation, biological process: response to auxin. The coding region runs from base 7 to 441 and encodes 144 amino acids. NCBI's taxonomy places the organism in Eukaryota, Viridiplantae, Streptophyta, Magnoliopsida, Poales, Poaceae.